CAACAGUAACACAUAUCACUUACUCAACACAUUUACACUCAUGCACGGAGCUCUACGUGGACACCAGUUGAAAAUCAAGGAGACACUACGUAAGCAAUGAACUCACACAAAGUUGAGGAACAAGAUGCUGGAUAUGAGACUCCACCCAUGUGUGAUCUUCUGACCCUACUGUUGAAGAACCGACGUCCAUCUUCUCCCUGUGAUGAAGUUUGGCCUGACAUCUUCAUCAGUAAUGCGUCAACAGCGAGAGAUACGAGUCUGCUGAACGCAUUAAACAUCUCUCACAUCAUCAACGCUGCACACGGACCUUCUCACAUCGAUACUGGAGCAGAUUUCUACUCUCAUACAAACAUACAGUACUAUGGUGUGGAGGCUCCAGACAGCAAAGACUUUGAUAUGACUCCAUUUUUCUACCCUACAGCCGGUUUCAUUCAUAAAGCUUUGUACCAGCAAAAAGGGAAGGUUCUGGUUCAUUGUGCUCGAGGCGUCAGUCGUUCAGCAGCACUAGUGCUGGCAUAUCUGAUGAUUUAUGAAAGAUUGACUGUAUCUGAAGCCGUAAAGAUAGUUUCUGCACAUCGAAACAUUUUACCCAAUCCUGGAUUUCUUCAGCAACUCCGUCAGCUGGACUCCACCCUCGCCAUGCAGAGAAACACACAACAAACAGACAAUACAAACUUGACUCAACACUAAUAAACAACAGACUAAAACGUUCUUCGUGGUUAAACUUUUCAUGCUGAACAAUUUAAACUUUAUGCUUUUAAUAAUGAAGUGCACUCAUUUAAACUUUUGUACAUUUGUCUCAUUCUUGUAUGAUUAUUAUUUGCAGUUUUAUGAUCUCAUCAAUUGUGACUACAUUGAAUUGUUGCAUGUAAAAUUUGUAUUACGGAAAAUUUCUGUAAUUUAUUGUGCCUGUUAUUUUACAGUAUUUUUCUGGCAAUUUUACAGUUUUUUUUACAGUGCACUUAAACAUUCAGUCCAACCUGAUCUCAUGGGAAUCUGUAUUUUAUGACUUGGCUAAUACGAAGUGAAUUAUAAAAAAAAAUAUGAUUUUUCAAUAAUUAUUCCCCAACCCUAAACCCAACUACGCAGGGGCGAAAGCAAAUCGUCCAAAAAUGUAUACAUUUGGUCAUACAAAUUCGUACGAAUUAGCCAUUUCAUAAAAUACGCACGAAUUGCCAUGAGAUUGUGUGGUUUGGUUACAUCAGAGGAUUUGAGUGAAAAAAUUGUCAAAAAAUAAACCCCAGCUGUCACUUGGGCAGUACAAAUUAAAAAAGGAAAAUUAACCAUGAUUUUAUUGUGGUUAAAGUGUAGUAACGAUGGUUUUUUUGGUGAAUUGAUUACUAUCAGCAAAACUAUGAGUUUUCUACACUAACCAUGGUUAAACUAUUGUUUUUGAAAAACA
Molecule: messenger RNA, 1402 nt
Organism: Paramisgurnus dabryanus
Lineage: Eukaryota; Metazoa; Chordata; Actinopteri; Cypriniformes; Cobitidae
Source: RefSeq, a predicted model, not a curated record